AUGAAUCUCCGCAGAGUCGCACUGGUGACCGGUGCUGCAUCCGGAAUCGGUCGAGCGAUCGCCCAUACCUUCGUCAAGGAAGGGUGUACGCGUCUUCUACUGGGCGACAUCAACAAGAAAGAUCUCGACCUCGUGGCGAAAGAGCUGAAAGCGCUCGAUUCCUCCGUACAGACCGUCGUUAAGAAGGUCGAUAUCUCUUCCGAAACAGAAGUGCAAGCGUUCAUCGACGCCGGUGUGAAAGCUUUUGGGGGAAUCCACUACGCGGUCAACAACGUGGGAAUCACCUGUAAUCCCCGUGCGAGGACCCACGAGCUCGAAACAUCCUCCUUUGACCCGUUGGUUGCCGUAAACCUGAAGGGGACAUGGCUUUGCCAACGAGCUCAGAUCAGGCAGAUGUUGAAGCAAGAUACAGAGCUUGUGCCGAGAACUGGUGCGCCACCACAACGAGGCUCCAUCGUCAAUGUAUCCUCGCUAUUUGCUAUCAUGUCACAUCCGACAUCUGGCGGAUACGGUGCUACAAAGGCCGGGGUCCUCGGCAUGACCAAGACGGAUGCCAUCGCAUAUGCGACCGACGGGAUUCGUGUCAACUGUGUUUUGCCGGGUUGGGUCCAGACUCCAACGUCUGUGGAGUCUGAACGACGUGGGGCCAAUUAUGCUCCGGUUAUCAACACCAUCCCGGUCAAACGGUGGGGCAUUCCUGAAGAGAUUGCGGAGGCAUGCGUUUUCCUGGCGGGUGAGAAAGCGAGCUUGAUCACUGGCGCUGAUCUAGUCGUGGAUGGUGGUAAACGCGUUUCGACUUGGGUGGACUAG
This is a messenger RNA of Aspergillus bombycis, 810 nucleotides long. RefSeq names its product SDR family NAD(P)-dependent oxidoreductase. The coding region runs from base 1 to 810 and encodes 269 amino acids. The transcript has 4 exons. NCBI's taxonomy places the organism in Eukaryota, Fungi, Ascomycota, Eurotiomycetes, Eurotiales, Aspergillaceae. The record is from RefSeq and is a predicted model, not a curated record.